Molecule: messenger RNA, 1118 nt
Organism: Gossypium arboreum
Lineage: Eukaryota; Viridiplantae; Streptophyta; Magnoliopsida; Malvales; Malvaceae
Product: protein SMALL AUXIN UP-REGULATED RNA 12-like
Exons: 2
Coding region: 252-743 (163 amino acids)
Biological process (GO): response to auxin
Source: RefSeq, a predicted model, not a curated record
AAAACAACAACAACAACAACUUUUGAAAUUUCUGUAACCAAUACAUAUUUAUUCUUUUUUGGGGAUCCCUGUUUGAUGUUGGAAUCAUUUCCCAUUUCUCUCACUGCACAAACUUUGCUUCACCAUACCAAAUUCCCUCCUUCGCAAUGGCUUCCCUUCUUUAGGCUCUCUGCUUUUCCUCCCCCUAUUUUCAGGGAAUUGAUUCAGUUGAUCAUUGGUUUCCUCUCACAAUCACCCUCGAAGAGUCGACAAUGGAUCAUGGCAACAAGUCGACGGGAAUCAAGCAGAUCGUUAGACUCAAAGGGAUGCUUCAAAAAUGGCAAACUGCGACAUUUAGGUCUCGACCAAAUUCCCACAACUCACAACGAAACCAUGGCCACGGGGAUGUGUCGGGAUCAAUCAACAAAGUUCAAACAGAAAAAAGGUAUUGCGAUUCCGACGAGGAUGGAUGCUACAGCCCUGAACCAGCACCUGAUGUUCCAAAAGGAUAUUUCGCAGUGUAUGUAGGGCCUGAGCUUCGAAGGUUCAUCAUCCCCACCAGCUACCUUAGCCACCCAGUUUUCAAAAUACUGCUCCAACAAGCUGAGGAGGAAUUCGGAUAUGAUCACAAUGGUGCCCUUACUCUCCCUUGUGAGAUUGAGACCUUCAAAUAUCUCCUCAAAUACAUAGAUCAAAACCAACCUAAGAGUCACAACGUUGGAGGAGGAAGCCCUGUUUCUGAACAUGUCCUAAUUUGUUUUUAGCAUUAUUAAACCAUUUUUAAACUUAUUUACCAAUAUAUCUCUCUCUCUCUCUCUCCCCCCCCAACCUCCACACAUAUAUAUCACGUAUAUGCUCAUGGGACAAGUUCAUAUUGCUUUAUCUUCAUUAACAGUCUUAAACUUUUUUCCUACUAUCAGAAGUUCUAUAUCAUUGAAUUUUAUGUAAUGUUGUUAUUUAUCCGGUGUCGGGUUUUUUCCUCCUAUGGAGUAUGUAUUUUAAUUUACCCCUUUCCUUACAAAUUUGUAAUAUUCUUUGUAAAAGGCCAACCAUGCAUGGUUUUCCUCCAUGUGAAAUUCUAUUCUCCCAUGAAGAGAAAUUGAAAUUUCUGUGAUAAUUUAUUGAGGUUGUUAAUUCCA